Halteromyces radiatus is the source of this 243-nucleotide messenger RNA. RefSeq lists its product as uncharacterized. The annotation marks the transcript as partial. The record is from RefSeq and is a predicted model, not a curated record. NCBI's taxonomy places the organism in Eukaryota, Fungi, Mucoromycota, Mucoromycetes, Mucorales, Cunninghamellaceae. The transcript has a single exon.
CUACCAUCAAUUGAAUCUGAAGCAAUCAUCCAUAACAGAUUUCGUGCUGGCUUACAUCCAUUGAUACAACAACAUUGUAUAACUACUGGAAGUAAAGACAUUAAUCAAUGGUUACGAACAGCAAAUGGAUGGUGGACAGCUUAUCAUCCUACAAAAUUAUCAAUGGCAAAUAAUCCUUUUGAACCUCGUGAUUGUUCCCAACGAUCAUCACAAAUUUAUAAUUCUGUUUAUUUUUAUGAAUAU